Rhinopithecus roxellana (golden snub-nosed monkey) is the source of this 3227-nucleotide messenger RNA. It is a transcript of the gene MTRF1, whose product is annotated as mitochondrial translation release factor 1. Lineage: Eukaryota; Metazoa; Chordata; Mammalia; Primates; Cercopithecidae. The coding region runs from base 1743 to 3080 and encodes 445 amino acids. Gene Ontology annotation, biological process: translational termination. The record is from RefSeq and is a predicted model, not a curated record. Gene Ontology annotation, molecular function: translation release factor activity. The transcript is spliced from 10 exons.
GGCCCACGUUCUGGAUAAGGACAGCGCGGGGGCGGUUGUCAUCGGUUGUCUCAUGACAAUUUCAUUCUCGUUUUGUCAUUUUUCUCAUUUAGCUCAUUUUUGUCAUGUUAGUCCAUUGUUAGGCAUGCUCGAAGACUACUCCUUCGGAGAGCGGUCGUUGCAGAGGAGAGGCCGGGAGCGUGUGCUAACCCGGAAGAAGUGAACCAGGAAGUCAACGUGAUUGCGGGUUUGUCGGGCUGAAAUGUGGCGGGUCUCUGAAGGUUCCGACCUCAGUAAAGAGAGCUGACGUCUAUUCUUCUUUUCCUUAGAGUAUUGCUUUGUCACCCACGCUGAAGUGCAUGCUGCGAUCUCAGUUCACUGCAACCUCUGCCUCCCAGGUUCAAGCGAUGCUCCUGCCUCAGCUUCCCAAGCAGCUGGGACUACGGGCAUGUGCCAUCACGCUUGGCUAAUUGUUUUGGUAUUUUUAGUAGAGACAGGGUUUUCCCAUGUUGGCCAGGCUGGUCUCGAACUCCUGACCUCAGAUGAUCUGCCCGCCUCGGCCUCCCAAAGUUGUAGGAUUACAGGCGUGAGCCACUGUGCCUGGCACAUGUUGGUAUGUUUCUUAUUUAACAUUCUUUUUAAAAAAUACUCUAUGUACUUUUUUUUUCUUUUUUUACAUGUAUAGUAUAUAUUAUAGAAUGUUUUUAAAAUGUAAUUGAGAUUCUAUUUUGUCCCUUGCUUUUCUUGCUUAAUAUAACUGACACCACUUAAUAUAAUUGUAGGGCUUUUCACCAACCCUACUUUCUUGAUCUAUUAAUACUUGAACUUUUCUUCCUUUAGGAUCUCAGCUAAAAGGGAAGCAUUUUUGAAAAGUGAUUGCAGAAUUGAGAGUGAAAAUUACUGAGUCCUGAACAGGCAACUUACAUUCUAAUACCAGCUCUGUCUCUAUCCAGCCGACUGAAUAGUCUUGAUUAAGUUACUUGACUUCCUUGGAUAUCUAGAUCCUUAAAGUUAAAGAAUUAAAAAGAUAAUAAUAUUUUCUUCAAACUUUAGAAAAUGACUCUGUGAACCACCUUAAGUUUGUAUGUUUUCAUAGCUUUCAAGAGCUUAUUUACACACUCAAUUCUAGAUUCUGGAUACUUUCUAGAAAAUAACUGACUUAACUUACUCAAUUGAUAUAUUUGUUAGGUGUACUCCUACUCAUAUGCUUCAGUUAAUUAUAUAUGUUGAGCAGGUAGGAAGCAGUGCUGUUUUUAUUUAUUUUACUAUGUUAUUCACACAUUUGAAGAAUUAGGUUCUUUCUGUAGGCAGUUGAAUUAUUUUUUUUUUUUUGAGACCAAGUCUCGCUCUUGUCCCCCAGGCUGGAGUGCAAUGGCGCGAUCUCGGCUCACUGCAACCUCUGCCUCCUGGGUUCAAGCAAUUCUCCUGCCUCAGGCUCCCGAGUAGCUGGGAUUACAGGCGCCUGCCACCACACCCAGAUAAUUUUUAUGUUUUUAGUAGAGACGGCGUUUCACCAUGUUGGCCAGGCUGGUCUGAAACUCCUGCCCUCAGGUAAUCUGCCCACCUUGGCCUCCCAAAGUGCAGGGAUUACAGGUGUGAGCCACUGCGCCUGGCUGGCAGUUGAAUUUUAAGACUGUCUUUGGAGCUGGCUGAGGCAGUAAAUGAAACAAGAUUUCUUGAUGUUCCUUCCAGCUUUAUUAUGCAUGUAUCUUUAGAGCUGAUUUUUUUUUAAAGAUGGUGUUUAUUGUAUUUCAGAUGCUGAGAUGAAUCGUCACCUGUGUGUUUGGCUUUUUAGACAUCCAUCUCUUGAUGGUUACCUCCAGUGUCACAUCCAGCUCCAUUCUCAUCAAUUUAGACAGAUACAUCUUGAUACAAGACUGCAAGUUUUUAGACAAAACAGGAAUUGCAUUUUUCAUCUGUUAAGUAAGAAUUGGUCCAGGAGAUAUUGCCAUCAAGACACCAAGAUGCUUUGGAAGCAUAAAGCACUACAGAAAUAUAUGGAGAACCUGAAUAAGGAGUACCAAACACUUGAGCAAUGUCUGCAGCAUAUCCCUGUGAAUGAAGAGAACCAAAGGUCCUUGAACAGAAGGCAUGCUGAGUUGGCACCUCUUGCAGCCAUUUACCAAGAAAUUCAGGAGACUGAACAAGCAAUUGAAGAAUUAGAAUCAAUGUGUAAAAGCCUAAAUAAACAAGAUGAAAAGCAGUUACAAGAACUUGCACUGGAAGAAAGGCAAACCAUUGAUCAAAAAAUCAACAUGUUGUACAAUGAGCUUUUCCAGAGCCUUCUGCCAAAGGAGAAAUAUGACAAAAAUGAUGUUAUUUUAGAGGUGACAGCUGGAAGAACUACUGGAGGUGACAUCUGCCAACAAUUUACCCGAGAAAUAUUUGACAUGUACCAGAAUUAUUCGUGCUAUAAACACUGGCAAUUUGAACUUCUGAAUUAUACACCAGCAGAUUAUGGUGGACUACAUCAUGCAGCUGCCCGAAUUUCCGGUGACAGUGUCUAUAAGCAUUUGAAGUAUGAGGGUGGGAUUCACCGAGUUCAGCGUAUCCCCGAGGUGGGCCUGUCCUCAAGGAUGCAGCGCAUUCACACGGGAACAAUGUCGGUUAUUGUCCUUCCUCAACCAGAUGAGGUGGAUGUGAAAUUGAACCCCAAGGAUUUGCGAAUAGAUACAUUUCGAGCCAAAGGAGCAGGAGGGCAGCAUGUUAAUACAACUGAUAGUGCUGUCAGACUUGUCCACAUCCCCACAGGGCUGGUAGUAGAAUGCCAACAAGAAAGAUCACAGAUAAAAAAUAAAGAAAUAGCUUUUCGUGUGUUGAGAGCUAGACUCUACCAGCAGAUUAUUGAGAAAGACAAGUGUCAGCAACAACGUGCUAGAAAACUGCAGGUGGGAACAAGAGCCCAGUCAGAGCGAAUUCGGACAUAUAAUUUCACCCAGGAUAGAGUCAGUGACCACAGGAUAGCAUAUGAAGUUCGUGAUAUUAAGGAAUUUUUGUGUGGUGGGAAGGGCCUGGAUCAGCUAAUUCAGAGACUGCUUCAAUCAGCAGAUGAAGAAGCCAUUGUUGAACUUUUGGAUGAACACCUUAAAUCAGCAAAAUAAAUACUGACUUAUUAUUAUUUAUGAUUAUAUAAAUGAAAUGGACCUAUAUCAAGAGGCAGACUGAGGUUUGGAAAUCUUGAUGAAUAUUUGUAAAUUACAGCUAUAAGAACACAUUACACAUAAAUAUAUGUUUUUUAAUGAAUCGAA